Molecule: messenger RNA, 1344 nt
Organism: Diatraea saccharalis (sugarcane borer)
Lineage: Eukaryota; Metazoa; Arthropoda; Insecta; Lepidoptera; Crambidae
Source: the annotation of a GenBank genome assembly
AUGAGGGAAAUCGUGCAUAUUCAGGCUGGACAGUGCGGAAACCAGAUCGGAGCUAAGUUCUGGGAAAUCAUCUCCGACGAACAUGGCAUCGACCCCACUGGUGCUUACCACGGCGACUCUGACCUGCAGCUGGAGCGCAUCAACGUAUAUUACAAUGAGGCCUCCGGCGGAAAAUACGUCCCCAGGGCUAUCCUAGUCGAUCUCGAGCCCGGGACCAUGGACUCAGUCCGGUCAGGACCAUUCGGACAGAUCUUCCGUCCUGAUAACUUCGUCUUCGGACAGUCUGGCGCUGGCAACAACUGGGCUAAGGGACACUACACAGAGGGUGCUGAACUCGUCGACUCAGUUUUAGAUGUAGUACGAAAAGAAGCAGAGUCCUGUGAUUGCCUCCAAGGUUUCCAACUCACACAUUCACUCGGUGGUGGCACCGGGUCCGGUAUGGGCACACUACUUAUUUCUAAAAUCAGAGAAGAAUAUCCGGAUAGAAUAAUGAACACAUAUUCAGUUGUACCAUCUCCCAAAGUGUCAGAUACAGUAGUAGAACCUUACAAUGCCACACUUUCAGUCCAUCAACUCGUAGAAAACACAGACGAAACCUACUGUAUCGACAACGAGGCUCUCUAUGACAUCUGCUUCCGCACGCUCAAACUAUCCACACCCACGUACGGCGACCUCAACCAUCUGGUGUCGCUCACCAUGUCCGGCGUUACCACUUGCCUCAGGUUCCCUGGUCAGCUAAAUGCGGAUCUCCGCAAGCUGGCGGUGAACAUGGUACCGUUCCCACGUCUUCAUUUCUUCAUGCCCGGAUUCGCGCCUCUCACAUCUCGCGGCAGUCAACAGUACAGAGCGCUCACCGUUCCAGAGCUCACACAACAGAUGUUUGACGCCAAGAACAUGAUGGCUGCCUGCGACCCGCGCCACGGCCGCUACCUCACAGUCGCCGCCAUCUUCCGAGGCCGCAUGUCCAUGAAGGAGGUUGACGAACAAAUGCUUAACAUCCAGAACAAGAACUCGUCCUACUUCGUGGAAUGGAUCCCGAACAACGUUAAGACCGCCGUGUGUGACAUCCCGCCGCGAGGCCUCAAAAUGGCCGCCACCUUCAUCGGCAACUCAACCGCCAUCCAGGAGCUGUUCAAGCGCAUCUCUGAACAGUUCACGGCUAUGUUCAGGCGGAAGGCUUUCUUGCAUUGGUACACCGGUGAAGGUAUGGACGAGAUGGAGUUCACAGAGGCCGAGAGCAACAUGAACGAUCUCGUGUCUGAGUACCAGCAGUACCAGGAGGCUACAGCCGACGAGGACGCUGAGUUCGACGAGGAACAGGAGCAGGAGAUCGAGGACAAUUAA